CAGCCCGCAGCCGUUGACACAGCUCCAUUCACAGGCACUUCACGCACUCGCGCAGCGCAGCGCAGCGCAGAGGAGAGGAUGCCGAAUGCGCGCAGCGAGAGGCGAACUUAACCAGCCGAUCCUUCGCGGUUAAGAGAGGUGAAUGAAAUCAGGCCUGUUCUCUGUAUACAGGGGAAGCGUUAUCUGGGCUCCUUCCAUCCAUCUCCAGGCUGCAUGUAUCAGGUGUCCAAACUGCACAGAAGAGGAUCUACAGUUUCCACAGAGUGAAUGAGGAGGAGAAGUGAUGUCUCAAGAAAAUAGCUGUUGCAGAGUUUGCAGCAGGGGCUUGUACAGCUGCCACUGGAGGGACUCCAGCAGUAAUAAGAGAAAACAGGCACGCUGCUGGUUCUCAGUUGUCUCUUUGGCCUCCCUGCUGUCUCUGUGUUGGAUGUACAUUUGUCUGGUUACUUUUAAUGACCGAGAGGAUGUUAACUGGCAGGGUUUCACAAAACUGAAACGGUGGGUGAACUGGUUCAUGGUGGUGAUCAUCAUUUCUGCAGUGUUAACCAGCUACUGCAUUCUGCUACUGCUCUUUGCACUGUUUCAAGUUGCCUUAGGAGAACGACUCGACUUACAUUGGCUGCACAAGAUCUUCUUAUUUUUUGGUGUGAUAUUCGUGGCUUUCGGGAUCACAGGAAUCAGCCUCCAGUGGCAACAAGAAUGGCCAACUGUUCCCCUUUCACUCCAGGCCACAGCUCCUUUCUUGCAGUUUGGUGCUGUUGGAGCCUUGACGCUGCUGAGCUCGUUUGUCUUCCAUGGCUUCGACAGGGCCAAAACUGCAGGGUCAAAGGCCCUAAUUGCAUCGGCCUUUGUUGUGGUGUCAGCAGCCAUCUUCCUGUGUCCACUGUUCAUCCAGUCUCCUUGUCUGAUUGCGCCGAGUGAUUUACCUGACAAACCGAAGCUCAUUGGCCACCGAGGCGCCCCGAUGCUUAAGGGUAGUUUGAGAGUUCCAGCACAUGAGCGUGUCUCACCCAUCUGCGCUCCCUGUGUUCAGCUGGCUCCAGAGAACACCAUGAUGUCAUUCGACAGGAGCAUUGCGUGCGGCGUGACGGCCUUUGAGACCGACGUACAGCUCAGUAAAGACAGAAUUCCCUUCUUGAUGCACGACAGUGGGUCUGACUUUCUGAUGAGGACGACAAAUGUUAAGGAGAAGUUCCCCGACAAACGCUUCAGCCACAGCGCCAACCUGACCUGGGAGGAGUUGCAGCGUCUGAAUGCAGGUGAAUGGUUCCUAAAGACAGAUCCGUUCCGUUCAGUGUCCCAGCUCACAGAAGAGGAGAAGGAAACUGCGAAGAAUCAGUCUAUACCCUCCUUACUCCAGCUCCUAGUCCUCGCCCAGCAGCGCAACAUCUCAGUGAUAUUUGACCUUUACAGUCCCAACCAGGAAGGUGACACCAACGACACUGUCAGCACCAUCUUGGAUUCUGGCAUUGACCCAAGCCUGAUCCUCUGGCUUCCCCCUGCUGAAAGAGACACUGUUAUCUUGACUGCUCCAGGUUUCAUCCAGGUCUACAAGUCAGAAACGAAAAUGUUCGACAAAGGGGGAAACCACCUGAAUGUGAAAUACAGCAAUUUGAGUACAGAAAAAAUAAGAGAACUUCGGCGGAAGAACGUCACAGUUAACCUGUGGGUGGUUAAUGACCGAUGGCUGUUUUCUCUGCUGUGGUGUGCAGGGGUCAGCUCUGUUACCACCAACUCCUGCCACCAGUUUCAAGCCAUGGAGCAUCCGGACUGGGUCAUGGCACAUGGUAGAUACAAUACUAUAUGGAUUAUAGUGGACGCUUUAUCCUGUCUGAUAAUGACUGGGCUCUACAUCUGUCAGAGGAAAACACACAGGUUGUGUCACAGGAGAGAGAGGCAAAGCAACAAUACUUCAGCCUGGAAUGAGAAAGAACUGUCUCCCUUCUUACCGACCGGGUAGUCGGACUGACUGACUCCCCCACCAGAUGUUUCAGCCCUGAAACGUCCCACAUGUAUCCUCGCCUGCACUGCCGAAAUUAUUUGUACCUUAAUCAGAAAAAAAAGUUCAUGUGAAUUGUCCGACAUUGUUUUGCCAUGAAAAUCCUAAAAUGUGAGUCAGAUGGCAGCACUACACCACUAGAUGGCAGUUUUGGUUUUAUGUCAAGUCGAGCUGGUUAACUUGAGUUUAAUCUUUCACAGGGUUUUGGUCGUUCUUCUGUUGCAACUGAAAAUAUUAUUUCGGUUCUAUGAUUGUAUCAUGUGCAAUAUAGAUCUGCAUUGAAUUUCUAUCUGUCUAUCUUUACACUUUAUGAUUUUGUGUUUUUCUGUUGUUGUUGUUGUUGCUCUUUGAAUUUGUUUCAAAACUUUUUUUUAUAGUGUCACUAUUGCAGGAAAGCUGUGCCAUAACCAGAGUCUUGUGUAUUUUACUCUCUGAUGUAUUUUGUUUGUUUGUUUGCAUUGUAUUGUUUUGUAAGACUGUGGACCUCUGAUAAAUGCCGUAUGGGUAAUAAAACACCAAGAUGAUGAUGUUUUUUUAACAGUAA
This is a messenger RNA of Scophthalmus maximus (turbot), 2543 nucleotides long. RefSeq names its product glycerophosphodiester phosphodiesterase domain containing 2 (gene gdpd2). Gene Ontology annotation, cellular component: membrane. The transcript is spliced from 16 exons. The record is from RefSeq and is a predicted model, not a curated record. NCBI's taxonomy places the organism in Eukaryota, Metazoa, Chordata, Actinopteri, Pleuronectiformes, Scophthalmidae. Bases 284 to 1960 code for a protein of 558 amino acids. Gene Ontology annotation, biological process: lipid metabolic process. Gene Ontology annotation, molecular function: glycerophosphodiester phosphodiesterase activity.